Messenger RNA from Aedes albopictus (Asian tiger mosquito), 10244 nucleotides. Its product is annotated as voltage-dependent calcium channel type A subunit alpha-1. Gene Ontology annotation, cellular component: voltage-gated calcium channel complex; membrane. Lineage: Eukaryota; Metazoa; Arthropoda; Insecta; Diptera; Culicidae. The record is from RefSeq and is a predicted model, not a curated record. Gene Ontology annotation, molecular function: calcium ion binding; high voltage-gated calcium channel activity. The transcript has 36 exons. Gene Ontology annotation, biological process: calcium ion import across plasma membrane; chemical synaptic transmission. The coding region runs from base 1390 to 7329 and encodes 1979 amino acids.
CAUCGGUGUUGGUGCAAACGGGAAUGAAAAUCUGCAAAUCGGAUUCAUUUUGUGGUGCAAUUUAACGGUAGUAGCGGUUGGAGCAAUUUGUAAUUUGAUGAUGACGAAAAAAUAGUGUUUUACUAGCUAUACGUCUAGAGUGCAGUUUGUAGGAUAUAGCUUCCGUGUCUAGUUCAUUGUUGGCUGUUGUCAGUGUCAGUCGGUGUGCAAGUAGAGAAUCGAUAUUUUUCGGCGGUAAUAUUCGUGCAACGGAAAACUAUUUCAACCACCUAACUGUCUGUGAUAGCAUAUAACCUGUUUUUGGAAGCAGCUUACUGUCGAUUUAUUUUCUACGAUCUACGAGCAAACAUCAAAAAUUUCUACGCUAUAAUCCUUUUUGAAGAACGUCUUAGUGAAGUAGCCGCCAGUGAGCGUUUCAACAGGAGUACAACUCCGAUUUUUCCGCAACGCUGCACUGUGUGACUCGGAACGGGUACCCAUACCCACGUGUGGGAGGCACCAAUCAGCCAAACUGGAACGAGGGACCACACCGCUUUUUUGGAUUCUAAAUCGCAUUUCGCAGUCCCGUGGGAUUACAAGGGAUACAAUGUACAAAGCUGGGUGAACAAAGUGAAAGCAUCACCAGGGCAUAAGAAGGCACACCGUCAGACUAAGGAGAUUUUCCGUCCGGACGGAAAAAGGGAUCAAAUCCGUUCGGGAUCGAUCGGGGCGCACCGGUGCUUAGUGUUUGGUGGAAAUCAAAUUUGGUGAUUGCUGUGAAUAAACCACCUAUAAAACGUCCGACGGGGACGGAUGAUAUUUUCCAGUGAGGACACGAGACGUUGGAAGUUGGAAGGGAUUUUAUUGGAUCGAUGCUUCAUGCGGGGAAACGAAUUGUGAACGAUAAGUAUGGAGAAAUAUGUGUUUGUGAAAAUUGUGAAUAGCCGGGACAAUAUUGGAAAAUUGGGGUGUUUUGUGCUGCGUGGAUGUACGUCAUUUCCAUCCCGAGAUUGAUUGUAAAUGUAGUGAAAGAUCAAAGAUAAGAAACAAAGUGAAGGGAACAAACAAAACAAUAUACCGAUGUCAAUCCGAUUUGGUAGAUAGCAAAAUUUAAGCAAUCUACAAGUUUGAUUGCGAAAAUUCUACAAGCAACGGGGAUUAGUUCCCAUUUUGGUGCUUACCGUAUACGUGACGUCCAGUUGGUACCUCUAAACGUCCUCACUCCAUCUAAGCAUCUCGCAUCGAGAAACGGUUUCUCCAGACUGAACGAAUAAAACCAACUGAGUCCUGGUAAAGCUUGGGGAUUACAGAGGCUUCAGCGAUGGAUUCAUAGCUAAAAGAAAUAUGAGUACCCGUCAGAGGUUUAGUUGACAAUAGGUUUCGAAACUAAGCACAAUUUUAUAAAAUAAGAUGAUCGGUAGCGUAGGAGGCCGACACAUGUCGACCCGGCGGCGUGGUUCGUCGCCGAUGGUCCGACUCGGUGGGAGCACUCUAAUGGCACAACUGGAACCACCCGACGGCCUAAACACACCGCGGGUCUCACCCCGUCGACGGCGGGCCGUGACGACCAGUGACCACAAAAGCUGUGCUUUAAUACAAACAAGACUGAAACUAGGUGACAUCAUGUUGGCAGCGGCUCAAGAGGCGGCGCUUGCAGGUCAGGGCUCCAACGGGGGCCAGUUUGGUCGCAAAGGAGGCCAAUACUUAGCUGAUAAGAUGGGCGGCCCCAGUAGUCAAGGGGGCCAGCCCCCGUCCGGGGGUGGGCCCACUUCCCUGUUUAUCCUCUCCGAGGACAACAUCAUUAGGAAAUACACACGAUUCAUAAUCGAAUGGCCGCCCUUCGAGUACGCUGUCCUGCUGACAAUCAUUGCCAACUGUGUGGUGUUGGCCCUCGAGGAGCAUCUGCCCCACGGCGACAAGACGCUGCUCGCCCAGAAGCUGGAGAAAACGGAGGCCUACUUCCUCGGCAUCUUCUGCGUGGAGGCCUCGCUGAAAAUCCUCGCCUUAGGGUUCGUCAUGCACAAACACUCCUACCUCAGGAACAUAUGGAACAUAAUGGAUUUUUUCGUCGUAGUUACGGGAUUCAUCACAUUAUUCCCGCAGGAGGGACCCGAAGUAGAUCUGAGAACGUUGAGGGCCAUCCGUGUGUUACGGCCCUUGAAAUUAGUGUCUGGAAUUCCUAGUUUACAAGUAGUUUUAAAGUCUAUCAUCAAAGCCAUGGCGCCGUUGCUGCAAAUAGGAUUGUUAGUCUUGUUUGCAAUUGUUAUCUUCGCAAUCAUAGGCUUAGAGUUUUACUCGGGUGCUCUGCAUAGAAGUUGUUAUAGCUUAGAGGAUAUCUCUCAAAUAGUCAAGGAGGGUGAGUUUCCAACGCCUUGCAACGCGGACAACGACACGAUAGCACCGACCGGUGCUUACGUGUGCAACAGCAGCGACAGCAUGUGCGUCGAACAGUGGGAGGGUCCCAACUUCGGGAUCACCAGCUUCGACAACAUCGGGUUCGCCAUGUUGACUGUGUUCCAGUGCAUCACGAUGGAAGGCUGGACGGCCAUUCUCUACUGGACCAACGACGCCUUAGGAUCUACCUUCAACUGGAUCUACUUCGUGCCACUGAUAGUGCUGGGGUCAUUUUUCAUGCUUAAUCUAGUUCUUGGUGUCCUCAGUGGUGAGUUCGCCAAAGAGCGAGAGAAGGUAGAGAAUAGGCAGGAAUUCCUAAAGCUUCGUAGACAGCAGCAGCUAGAGAAGGAGCUCAACGGCUACGUGGAGUGGAUCUGCAAAGCUGAGGAAGUCAUCCUGGCGGAGGAGAGAACCACCGAAGAGGAGAAGAUGCACAUCAUGGAGGCCCGGAGACGUGCCGCAGCCAAGCGGAAAAAGCUUCGGAACCUAGGGAAAUCCAAGUCAACCGACACCGAGGAGGACGAUCCCGACGAUGACUGCGGAGAUGACGUUUAUGUCACCAAACGUAAGAAAGGCUACCUGAAAUCCAAGGUGAAAACCCAGGGCAAAUGCAUCGGGUUCUGGCGGGCGGAAAAGCGCUUUCGCUUCUGGAUCCGGCACACCGUCAAGACGCAGUGGUUCUACUGGUUCGUCAUCGUGCUGGUGUUCUUCAAUACUGUGUGCGUAGCGGUCGAACACUACGGCCAACCGAACUGGUUGACGCAGUUUCUUUAUUACGCCGAAUAUGUGUUCCUGGGAUUGUUUAUGAUGGAGAUGUGGAUCAAGAUGUACGCCUUGGGGCCGCGGAUAUAUUUCGAGUCGUCGUUCAAUCGGUUCGACUGUGUCGUCAUCAGCGGGUCCAUCUUCGAGGUUGUGUGGUCCGAGGUGAAGGGUGGCUCGUUCGGUUUGUCCGUACUGCGAGCCUUGAGGUUACUUAGGAUAUUUAAGGUUACAAAAUACUGGUCGUCACUGCGCAACUUAGUUAUAUCGUUACUCAACUCGAUGAGAUCCAUCAUUUCACUGUUGUUCCUGCUCUUCUUGUUCAUACUGAUCUUCGCACUACUGGGAAUGCAACUGUUCGGAGGACAGUUCAAUCUGCCGGACGGAACGCCGCCGACCAAUUUCAAUACGUUUCCAAUCGCACUGCUGACGGUGUUUCAGAUCCUAACCGGCGAGGAUUGGAACGAGGUUAUGUACCAAGGUAUCGAAUCGCAGGGAGGUCACAAAAAGGGGAUGAUCUACUCGUUGUACUUCAUCAUCCUGGUGCUGUUCGGUAACUAUACCCUGCUGAACGUAUUCUUGGCUAUCGCUGUCGACAAUUUGGCCAAUGCACAAGAGCUGACCGCUGCCGAGGAGGAGCAGAUGGAGGAGAACAAAGAGAAACAGCAGAUGGAGCUGGACAAGGAGAUGGGAGCACUGCACUUACAGACCGAUGGUUCGCCGCCCCGGGUUGAAGUUUCGUCGCCUUCUCCAACCCGGGGCAAUGGAAGCAAGGCGAACAAAAAAGAGGAAGACAAGGAAGAGGACGACGACGACAUUCCGGAUGGGCCGAAACCGAUGUUGCCGUACUCUUCGAUGUUUGUGCUCUCGCCGACGAAUCCGAUACGCUGCGCUGCGCAUUGGGUCGUCAAUCUGCGAUAUUUCGAUUUUUUCAUCAUGGUCGUCAUCUCACUGUCAUCGAUCGCACUAGCCGCCGAGGAUCCCGUCGAGGAGGAUUCGCCGCGCAAUAAGAUUCUCAAUUUUUUCGAUUAUGCAUUUACCGGAGUGUUCACGAUCGAGAUGCUGCUCAAGAUCGUGGAUCUCGGCGUGAUACUGCACCCGGGUAGCUACCUGCGGGAGUUCUGGAACAUUAUGGACGCCGUGGUCGUCAUCUGCGCUGCUGUCAGCUUCGGCUUCGAUAUGACUGGAAGCAGCGCGGGCCAGAACUUGUCCACGAUCAAGUCGCUCCGGGUGCUGCGAGUGUUACGACCGCUGAAAACAAUCAAACGAGUGCCAAAGCUGAAAGCUGUGUUCGAUUGCGUCGUGAACUCACUGAAAAACGUCAUCAACAUCCUGAUCGUGUACAUUCUGUUUCAGUUCAUCUUCGCUGUCAUAGCGGUGCAGCUGUUCAACGGCAAGUUCUUCUACUGCACCGAUGACAGCAAACACACCAGUGAGGAGUGCAAGGGUUCCUUUUUUGUCUACGACGGUACCGAUCAACUGCCAAGACGAGAGGUGCGGGAGUGGAAAACGCAAAGCUUCCACUACGACAACGUGGCCACUGCCAUGCUGACACUAUUUGCCGUACAAACCGGAGAAGGAUGGCCACAAGUAUUACAAAAUUCCAUGGCUGCUACCUACGAAGACAAGGGUCCAAUUCAAAAUUUCCGAAUAGAAAUGUCCAUAUUCUACAUAGUAUAUUUCAUAGUGUUUCCAUUCUUCUUCGUUAACAUAUUCGUGGCCUUGAUUAUCAUUACCUUUCAAGAGCAAGGAGAAGCCGAACUACAGGACGGAGAGAUAGAUAAAAAUCAGAAAUCGUGCAUAGAUUUUACGAUAGGUGCUAGACCUUUAGAACGUUAUAUGCCAAACAAGCGGAAUAGUUUUAAAUACAAAGUGUGGCGUAUCGUCGUCUCCACGCCGUUCGAAUAUUUUAUAAUGAUGUUGAUCGUGUUCAAUACGUUACUGCUGAUGAUGAAGUUCCACGAAGCGCCACCGACACUGAUUGAUAUACUGAGCUUCAUGAAUUUGGUAUUCACAUUCUUCUUUUUACUGGAGACUAUAAUGAAACUGAUCGCAUUCGGAUGUAAGAAUUUUUUCAAAGAUCCUUGGAAUAUAUUCGAUUUUAUAACAGUUAUUGGAAGUAUUAUCGACGCAUUAGUUUUAGAAUUAGGAGAAAACUCAUUCAACGUUGGAUUUUUAAGACUGUUUCGUGCUGCACGAUUAAUCAAACUACUCCGACAAGGUUAUACAAUACGAAUAUUACUUUGGACAUUUGUUCAAUCAUUCAAAGCACUGCCAUAUGUCUGUUUGCUGAUUGCCAUGCUAUUUUUUAUCUACGCAAUUAUUGGCAUGCAGGUGUUUGGAAAUAUUGAACUAGAACCUGAAUCAGCUAUCACUAGACACAACAACUUCCGUUCCUUUGUCCAAGGACUGAUGCUACUGUUCAGAUGUGCAACGGGCGAGUCGUGGCCGAACAUUAUGCUGGCAUGUCUCAAAGGGAGACCCUGUGACCCGAGAGCAGGCAAAUCGAACGAAACCUGUGGAUCGACACUGGCCUACGCGUACUUUGUGUCGUUCAUCUUUUUCUGUUCGUUUCUCAUGUUGAACUUAUUCGUCGCUGUCAUCAUGGACAACUUUGACUAUCUGACACGUGAUUCCAGUAUUCUUGGUGCUCACCAUCUGGAUGAAUUUGUGCGGAUAUGGGCCGAAUACGAUCCAAAUGCUACGGGUAAAAUACAUUAUACAGAAAUGUAUGAUAUGUUGAAAAACAUGGAUCCUCCUUUGGGAUUUGGUAACAAAUGUCCCAACCGACUCGCCUACAAGAAGCUCAUCCGAAUGAACAUGCCACUGGACGCGGAGGGCAAGGUCGGCUUCACGACGACCCUGUUCGCGCUGAUCCGGGAAAACCUCAACAUCAAAAUGAGAACUGCCGAAGAGAUGGACCAAGCGGACCAGGAACUGCGACAAACGAUCAGCCACAUUUGGCCGCUGCAGGCUAAGAAGCUGCUAGAUCUGCUGGUGCCCCGAAAGGACGAACUGAACACUGGAAAACUGACGGUGGGGAAAAUCUACGCCGGUUUGCUCAUACUGGAAUCCUGGAGAAAUACCAAGUUCGGUCAGAUCGAAUCGGACCUGCCGGAGCUACAGGAUGUGUCCCGGCAGCCAUCUCUGGAAUCGCUGACAGGUGGAGAUGGUCAUCUACAUCCGGGCCAUGCGUACCAUAACGGACAUCGUAGAUCGCCAAGUUUGAGGAGGGAAUCGCCGCUGGUGCGAACGCCCAGUCCCCGUCGGCGGCAUCAUGACGUCGGUUUCUCCGAUACCGUCUCCAACGUGGUCGAAAUCCAAAAGGAAGAGCACAAACGCGGUAGGCACCAUUUCGGCUACGCCCACAGGCACAAUCGAGGUUCCUGGUCAGCAUCAACCAGCCCCGCCCGUUCGCCAUCACCUAAUCGUUUCGAUGUACAUAGUAGUGCCCAGCAUCGAAGUAGAAAAGAUCGUUCCAAAAACCACCCGGCCCACCAAACGUACGACACGACGAUCCUUUGCGAGCGGUCUCGAUCGCCGAGUCCUGCCAGUUUACUCCAAGAGCUGCGGGACCGCGAUCCCACACGGCGGAAGUAUAGGAAUGGAAUGGGUCCACCGGGUCACGUGCAGCAUAGCUAUCCGGUGCUGGUAGCUCGUCGACAAGGUCAGGGUCGAAGGCUACCCCCGACUCCGUGUAAGCCAUCGACCCUUCAACUCAAGCAGACCAACAUCAACUUCCCCAAGCUGAACGCCAGCCCAACUCACACGCUGCACUCGACCCACACGACACCGCACAGUAUACAUUCGCUUCCGCCGACGCGGGAAUUCCUUCGGGAACGGGACCGUGAGCGUGACCGGGAACGGGAACGGGAUCUCUACUACCGGGAGCGCGAUCGUGAGCGAGAUCGGGAACGAUACCGCAGCAGCCGCGAGCGGGAAGCUCGAGACUACGGACCGCUGCACUACGAGUUCCGCGAUCGGGAGCGGGAGCUGUACGAGCGGGAGAUCGAACGGGAGUUUGAACGGGAGUAUGAACGUAUGGAACACCAGAUGCCUCUCUCGUACGAGCAGGCGUUAGCGAUGGGCCGCACCGGAGGCCGCGUUCUUCCAUCACCGAUACUGAACGGCUACAAACCAAAAGGAGGCCUUCACUCGUCCCGACACUCGGACUCGGACGAUGAAGACUGGUGCUAGCAUAGGGUGAGACGGCGGCAGUGCGAACGGAAACGCAGGGAACAGAUAUGGGUGUAGCGAAGAACCGGACACGACAGCGCUCUCUGUGAACUCGUAGAGAAACGGCUACGCAGCUGGGAAGCUGUGCGUGGCAACAAACAAUAGCUUUACAACCCACCUGAGUCGGAAGCGUCGUCGUUAGAUCAACUCCUAUCACAUUCCAAGCGAGCAUUAGUAGAAGUGGAUAGGGACGUAUCUGCUCAUUAACGGGCUCACGGUGACUCACGUGAGAUUUAUGUAAUGUCUACAAGCGGACACUAAUUUAGUCAUCGGUAUAGCUGGUAGUGUUUAACGAGAUUAUCCUCAUAUUUGUUUCUUUUCCAAAAGUCUAAGGCCUUAGUUAGAUCGAGUUAGAGAUAUUAAUCAAACCGAUACACCUUUUUGCAAAAAGGUACCGCCAGUAAACCGAAUUCUAGUUAAACGUUAUUCAAUUUCAAAUGAUGAACAAACAGAACCUGCCUUCAAAGCCACAAAUGAGAACAAAACGUAGAUCAGCUGAAGCGUACUGUAAAUAUGGAUCUAAAGCACUACUGUAAAAUAGUAAUCCCAUUUCUCGACAUUUAUUCGUCCUAUAUUUAAGUAGAAAUUGUAUAAAAUCAAUCGAAAUCAAAUCAACUUCAUUAUUGCUGACAGUUUAUUUUGCUUGAGAGUUUCACACUAUUGAAGCGAUCGGACAUCCCAGUCGAGCUGCCCUUUGAGAGCAUUCAGUCGCACACCAUCAUUCCAAACAGCACCACAGUUUAUCAAACAGGAAAUAUCGACAACUAGAAGAAAAGACUGAAUUUCAACCAAAAAAUAUCAAUCGGUAGGCGUUUAGAAAGUCCUGACAGGUAGUGAGAUAUCCGGAUAUAGAAGGAUUUUUUUUUUCGGGUUAAACUGUAUUUCACUUUCAGAAAUCGUAUAACCCAACCGUGCAACCAACAGCAGGGGUGGAACGAUUAUUAAUUUGUUUUUAAUUUUAGUUGAAGAAAAAUUACAAACUUAGAACGCGUGAUAACUGAUAGGCAAACGUAGGGCCGUGUACGUAGGACAAAACCGGGUAGACUUUUUAUACAACCGUAUUUACGUAGAGGAAAGUGUAGCUUUAUUGAAACGAUAUCAUCAUCAGCUAAUGGGAACAUACACGUAGCUAUAGGUUUUAAAGUAGGCAAGAUUGAACAUCAAACACAGGUAGCAAGAGUUUCAGCUUGAAGGUUCACACACCUCGGCAAACGAUAAGAAGUAGAAUAAUCAUUGACCAUUUGACAGAGGCGCUGGAUUGGGAUGUCCGAAGGGCUGAACAAGGCAACAGUUUUUUUUAGGAUAGAAAAGCACUCAGAUAUUUCUCAAAAGCUGACAUAAUAUAAGAGAUAGGGAUGCUUUAGUGGUGUGAGCAACCUCUUCAGACGUUAAUGUUGAUCAACGUCUGGUCGGGAGAUCAACAUUUUAGUAUGUCUUCUUCCUUUGAGCUCCAUAAACCCCAAAGCUUAGAACCGAUAGGCUCUAUGUUCACUGAGGGGUAUGUUAUUUAUUCUGUCUCUUUUACCUCCUAUCAAUCGAUACUUAUAACUGUUUUGUCGACAGCUGCCAAUCAAUUCACCCUGAUCCCAUAACAUUGAUUGGAGAUUUUAUAACGGAUAUAUGCUAGAUCGCUUCAAGACGGUCGCCAGUACCUUAAAUUCUUGAUAACGGAGAUUAUGGAGCGCAGUUUUACCUUCAACAACCGAAUCAAAAAAGAUGUUUGCGCAUUGGUUUCUUUUUGGACAAAUAUUUGACCCUGUGCACUAGUAGUGAUCAGAGCAGUGAUGUCAUGGUAAAACCAGAGUUGAUUACCCAAGGCUUCCAAAUUGCAGCACCCUAUUGCAUCACUAUUGCGCCUAAUUUAUUCCGAAAAAAAAAACUCCUCUAUGCAUUAUUAUUUCACGAAGUUUCGCGGAAGGGACAUUAUUGCUGGAAUUCCUUUUUUUUUUGUGUUUUGCAAGAAUUCAUCCUACAAUUUUUAGAAACUUCUCCAGGAUUACCUCCAGGAACACCGCCAGACAUUCCUUUGGGGAUUCUUUGAGGAUUUAUCAAAAAUUUUCAGGAAUUUUAAAAAUAGUUUUAGCAAGGAUUUUUCUUAGUAUCCCUUCAAAAUACAUCCAUGUCCAGAUUUUUAUUUUUUUUUUUUUUGAAAAUUUAUCCAGUCCUUUCUCCAGGGAUUUUUACAGGAAUAUUUCAAGGAAUUUUCAAUGAAACUUCUUCAGCAAUUUCCAAGAAAUACCUCAAGAAAUUCAUCUUGAAACUGAUUCAUGGAUUUCCUCAGAAAUUUCUCCUACGAUUUCUUAAGAGAUUCUAAAAGAAAUUCAUUCAAAUAUGGCCACAUGAGCUCAUGCUUGUAUUCCUUCAUGUAUUUCCUCAAACAUUAAAAAUAAAUGCCUCGUGACAUAUUAAUUAAAAUUUUCCAGGAGAUUUUCUUUAGAAUUUCUCCUGAAACUCUUCUAGAAAUAUCUCAAGAUUUUUUUCUAGGAACUUUUCCAGGGGUUUCUCCAAACUUUCUUCGAUAGAUGCAAUCUCAGGAGAAAUUGUUUUAUAAAGAUUCGGAGAUUAUUUCGGAAAUUCUCGAACGUGCUUCAGGUCUUUCUUUAGGCAUUGCGAUGGAUUUAUUUAGAACUUCCUUCAGGGUAUUUUUUAGAAUUAUUUUUUCCAAAUAUUCUCUCAACACCUCCUAAAGAAAUUACUCCAGAAUCCAUUACUUAGCAUUUUUCGAGGAAUUGUUUAAGAAUGUUUUCAAGGAAUACUUGCAAAAGAUUCUCCAGUUCUAAGAUUUUUUCAUUUUUUUUUAAGUUUUAAGUGAUUUUCUAAAAAAAUCCACUCGGAUGGUUUGGUUAUUUCUGCAGAAUUUUUUCCAGACAUUUUUC